Dreissena polymorpha is the source of this 507-nucleotide messenger RNA. Its product is annotated as serine protease 41-like. The coding region runs from base 17 to 310 and encodes 97 amino acids. The record is from RefSeq and is a predicted model, not a curated record. The transcript has 2 exons. Gene Ontology annotation, molecular function: serine-type endopeptidase activity. Gene Ontology annotation, biological process: proteolysis. Lineage: Eukaryota; Metazoa; Mollusca; Bivalvia; Myida; Dreissenidae.
GUUUUUUGCCGCGAAAAUGCCGCAUUAUGCGAGUGUUCAGAUCGUGCCCACUCCCGUCUGCGAGGAUAUCUACGGGGUUCCCGAGAAUUACACGGAUAUGUUCGUCUCUGUUAUUUGCGCCAUCGGUGAAGACAAGGGAUCUUGUCAGGAUGACUCGGGCGGUCCGCUCGCGUGUUUCCAUGACGGCCGCUGGACCCAGGUGGGCGUGGUAAAUUCAGGAGCUGUAUGCGCUCACCCACUUUACCCCGUUAUCUACACGCGCGUUAACCACUUUUACGACUGGAUAGAGACUGUCUUCGAUUCUAACUGAGCCAACUAAACUCCACGAAUCUUUGCAUCCGUGGUUAAUGCACGAGUAGUGGUUCAUUUUGGAAGAUACUGUUUAACAAAGUGGACAGUUUGAACUCCAGUGUAUAUAUAUCGAGUAUAUGUAUACUUUGGCGUACAUCUUCUCCCAACUUUACACAGCAUUGGAAUAUAACAUGUAACCUUUUCAUCUCUGUUUGU